Messenger RNA from Melampsora larici-populina 98AG31, 897 nucleotides. RefSeq lists its product as uncharacterized. Bases 1 to 897 code for a protein of 298 amino acids. The transcript has a single exon. The record is from RefSeq and is a predicted model, not a curated record. Lineage: Eukaryota; Fungi; Basidiomycota; Pucciniomycetes; Pucciniales; Melampsoraceae.
AUGCCCGAUGAGUUGAUCACAUGCAAACUUGCAAUUAUCACAACAGGAACAGCGCGUGCCUGGUACCAGAGCAAAAAGAAAACCCUUCUUAAAGCAAGCUGGGAGGAGUGGAAGAAAGCCAUUAAAAAGGAUUUCGGAACACCACUAUGGAGACGUCGAAUGGCAUCAGCCUUCGAGCGCGAUAAAUUCAGAAACGAGUAUAGAUCUAGGUCCAAUUCUUGGCUGCUGACACAGCGUAAGAGAAUGGAAGCAGCUUGGUCGUUCCUAGAAACAUCCGAACAUAUAGACAAAAUAUUGAGUCUGUGCGGCGGGGAAUUGGAACAUGCAGUUCAAUCGAGAAUUAACGAUAAGACAAGUUUUGAAGAAUUCAUGAAUAUUUUUGAAGAGAUAGUAACAACGACCUCCAUUGGAAAAUUGGCAGAGAAACCUAAUAACCUGAGAGUUACCUUUAGUAACAAUAAAGAGUCGAGAAACCCUUUUUCAAGAGAUGCAACUAAAGACCCAAGAAGCUCUCCAUCGAGAGAUUUUAAGACAAGAGACUAUAGCCAAAACAAGUUUGCCGGAAGUGAUCGGAAUAAUACUUCCAAACUUCCCUUUAGGAAUCGAGAAGAUCGACAAGGAUACAGUAGGAAGCCCAUCAAUGCAGUAAACUGUGACAAAGAACAAUACGAAUUCAAGGACGGACCUCCUUCAGAGGACGAAAAGUCGGUACAAGAAUCAGUACGGGAUGAUACAACAGACGAAGGAGAAGAUUUCUGCGUAAGUAAUAUAGAUAUGUCUCGAAGGGAACCUGAGGACGAUGAUACAAACGAAGAUCCAGAAGAAAUCGGAAAUGUUACACACGUAACACAUGGAAUAUCUCUUGAAGCAUUAACAGAUAACAUACAAGCUGCAUAA